This is a messenger RNA of Aspergillus alliaceus, 618 nucleotides long. RefSeq names its product GNAT family N-acetyltransferase. Gene Ontology annotation, molecular function: acyltransferase activity, transferring groups other than amino-acyl groups. The transcript is spliced from 2 exons. Bases 1 to 618 code for a protein of 205 amino acids. Lineage: Eukaryota; Fungi; Ascomycota; Eurotiomycetes; Eurotiales; Aspergillaceae. The record is from RefSeq and is a predicted model, not a curated record.
AUGGCAACCCCACGACUCACCCAGUGCAAAUUCACGCUCGAGGAAAUCACCCCAGAUGAUAUUCUCAACAUUACCGCAGUCUGGUUCCGCGCCUUCAGUACGCCGGGCAACCGCGAAUUAUUUCCUGACACUCCCGGCGUGCGCGAUUGGUGGAACAAAGCAACUCUUUAUGAUCUCCUGAACAGGCCAUUUCAGAAAUACCUCAAAGUAAUCGAUCCUGCUCACCCUGACGAGAUUAUCGCGUACGGUAAAUGGGACCUGGACCCGGAUGCGUGCGGCGAGCGAUUCCCCCCGUGGCAUACAGAGUCAAAUGCCGAGCUGUGUAACCAGUUCUUCGGGGGAAUAGAGUGUCAGCGCAGAAAUCUGAUGCGAGGACGCAAGCAUUACUAUUUGGAUAUGCUGGCCACGAACCCUGAUCAUCAACGGCAAGGUGCUGCUUCUCUCUUGGUACAAUGGGGAUGUGCUCUUGCCGACCGCACUGGGGCAGCUAUCUAUAUCGCUUCGAGUGAUCAGGGAGCUGGACUGUAUCGAAAGUUCGGGUUUUCGCUAUUAGACGGCCUCGACGACACACCAAAGGGGGUCAGCCCCAUGGUCCGGGCGCCGAUGUUAAUGAACUGA